GACCGCAUUCUCUUUAGCCCGCGACAUUGGUGCUGGUCGUCUCCUGUUGCCAAAACAACAUUCGCCUAUCAUACAAGGAUAAAAUGGUCAUGAUUAUCGAACUUUCUGCUGAAGAGACAAAACGACGCUUUGGUGUGGCCAUACCCAUCCGAAACUUCCCCUAUCAGCUGAACCAUCGAGAGGAGAACAAUGUAAAGCUUGUCAUGGAGUAUAUCGGCAUCGCCUAUUCGCCAGAAGAAAACAAAGGCGCCAAUUCGGUCAAACACCUCUGCGAUAGGGGCAACACCUUCGAAGCGGUUAGUACCUUCCCUAAGGCACACACCGCAGAGGAGUACGCGGAGGAGCACGCCAAAGUUAUGGCUUCGUUGACAGACUUGCAUAUCAUGCGGUUUGAUAUCGUCAGCGCUAAAGAGGACUUCGUCACCAUUCGGUAUACGGCAACAGGCACACACCGUGGCGCACCGCACAACGGUAUCGAAGCAACGGGAAAGAGGGCAGAGUGGACUGCUGCGGGGAACUUCAUCAUAGACGAGCACACGGGGAAGAUAAAGCAUUGGUGGAAAGAUUGGGACAAGAUGCGCAUGUGGAAGCAAUUGGGGUGGGUCAAGCCCCCAGACGCAGAAUUCCUUUGAAGAAGGGAUCAAAAAGUGGGUAUGUAAAAGACGGAAUCCGGUGUUGCAGGUAUCCGUAAUGUACAUUAUUUCGGACUGUUCGACCUGGGAGAACCAAUGGGCUUUUAUUAGCCGACGAACAAACUCUAGGACUUUUACAAGCACCUAGACGCCCUUUUCAAGAGCCUUCACUACAUCCGCCGUCUUGACAAUCUCCGCGAACUCCCCGCUCAGACUAGCCACAUGGACCUGAUGAACCGUCUCGGCGUCCCACUUACCCCUCUCGAAUGUUGCCACGGCAUCCUCAACAAGAUAAACAACUCCCGCCUCUCCUUCACCAUUCACCACACCUAAGUUGGCCGCCAUCCUUGUAGUGGUACUAACGCAAUGAUCUGUCACCAGUCCCGCCACGAACAACUCUCUGACGCCAGCUGCUCUGAUAGCUUCCUCAAGCUUCGUGCCAAUAAAACCUGAGUUAACAUUCUUCGUGAAGACAGGUUCACCGUUUAUCGGCUCUGCAAAAGGUAAGAAGGCUUCACCGCCUGGGUUCGUCUUGGGAUUAAGUGGGGAAGCAGGUUCGGUGGAGUGGUGCGCGACGUGGAAAAUUGGAUAGUUGUGGGACCGGAAGGCUGCGAUGAGUUUAGGCAGGUUAGACUCGUACGACGGGGUGGAGCGUUGCAGACCCCAGUGGGUUGGGUGAGUGAGGCCUUUCUGGUUGUCAAUGAGGAGAAGCCCGGGUUUGGUGGCGCGUAUGGGGGAUGUCAUUGUAGUAGGCUUUCGAUGGAAGAACGGUUACUCUGCGAGAGGUAUGUUAGUACGAGGUUAGGUAGAGCCUUAAAACGGCCUCACCUGAGUACCGAAAUAGAUUGUACUUCGCUGGGAG
Molecule: messenger RNA, 1494 nt
Organism: Somion occarium
Lineage: Eukaryota; Fungi; Basidiomycota; Agaricomycetes; Polyporales; Cerrenaceae
Source: the annotation of a GenBank genome assembly